Symbiodinium sp. CCMP2592 is the source of this 3570-nucleotide messenger RNA. Lineage: Eukaryota; Dinophyceae; Suessiales; Symbiodiniaceae. The record is from the annotation of a GenBank genome assembly.
AUGAGUGGCGAGGAGGAGGUGAAGCCCGCGGACUCUGCAUCUGCCACCGGAGACGAUGCCGUCGAGAUGUCGGAGGCUGCCGAGGCAGCACCGCCACGGUCCAAGGACGAGGACGAAGGUUCCUCAGCCACCGGGUCCGUAGCGCGGAGACCCCGCCGCCGCGAAGCCUGGACGGGUGAGGCUUGGGCCCUGGACGAUGGCCUCGUGCUGAACAUGCCUCUGUUCAAGGGCUGCAGCAUCGAGUUCAAGCGGCUGUUGCUCAGAGCGAUCCGAGAGUGGGAGUACCACGAUGCCGGAAAGGAGACGUGGUACGAUCCCGACUAUGAUGAGAUUUGCACGCUGGAGAAGCUGCCCAAAGACCGGCUGCCUCCGCUGCAUCGGCCGUUUAUCGGCAUGAAGUUGGACCCCGGGGAGUACAUCUGCCGGGGCGGCGACUACGACGACAAGUUGGUUGUGAUCAUCAAGGGCACCGUCGAGAAGCUUGUAGGCGAUGCGCCGCAGGGAGGCCUUUGCAUCGUGCGAGUCCUGAAACGCGGCGACUGCGAGGGCAUCACGGAGUUCUUGGGCGUCGGCUCGGAACAGCGCACCUGCGCCCUGCGUGCGGGGCCCGAGGGCGCCCGCGUGCGCUUUGUAGGGCGCCAGGCUCUGACGGAGCUGCUGCAAGAGAAGGUGCUCGACGAGGAAGCGGAGCAGCCCGAGGACCCCGAGGACGAGCCGAUCACGAGACCUCGCUGGAGGAAGGAGGUGGCCUACUUCAACGAGCUGUCCUUAGACCGCAUCGAUUCACUGAACCACAAGGAAGCACGGAAUCUGCUGACGUGGAACCCUGGACCAGUGGAUGGCCCAGACACGCCGCUCGACUUCCUCCAGCUCGGUGGCCAGUCGGUGUUCAUGGUGGACAACGCGCUGGGCACCUCUGUGUCCGGCCCACUGCCGGAAGGCAUCGAGGAGAGGUAUUACUUUGAUGGGCAGACAAUCCUUAAGCCUGGCGUGAUGGGAGACUCGGCGAUCCUGAUUCUCCGUGGCGAGGUCGAGGCACUGGUCCCGGAGGGAUGCGCAGGCAACUGCUUGCACCGGGCUUGGGAGCCCGAGGGCGAAGGCUGGCUAGGCGAUGGCCGUGACCUUCGCUGUGGGGAGGAGGCGACGGCGCCGAUGGUGGCCCGGCUCCCGAAGGCGGAGCUCCCGGAGCUUGACGCCGACCAGGAGAAAGUGAGAAGAUAUUUGAUGGAACAGCCAGACCGCACCGCCGAGCAGGAGGUGAUCAUGGUGUCUUUGGUGAUGCCGCAGAACAUCAAACGUGCCAUUGCCCAUUUGCGCAAAGCAGCGGAGGAAGGCCGGCUGGACUUGAGCGGAAUGAAGACGUCCGACUGGCGGUGGCUCUGGGGAGACCCCGAUUGUCUUGUGGUCUUCGAUGUGCUGGAAAAGGCGAAGCUUUUAAGUCCUCAUGGCCUCGAAGUUGCCGAGCAGGUUCGGUUCUUUCUGAACCCUCCACAGGAGGAACCGCCACCAGAGCCACAGGCUGUACUGGGCCCUGGUAUGCAGAUCGGUCGCCUGGCGCUCCUGGGUGUGCCGAUCGUCCUCUCGGGCGUGCUGAGAGCCAAAGGCCCUGUGUUGCUGGCCAUUUUGCACCGCUCCGUGCUGCUGCAAGCACUUGGCAACUGUGAGGAGAAGGCCCUCUUCCUGCCACGUGGCCUGACGAUCCACGAUCGGCUGGAUGUCUUGAAGGCGCUCCCCUCCACGAAGAACGAGGUCAAGGACCGGCCCUCGCACCUGGGCCCAAUCACGGGCCCGCCGGCGCACAAGGACCGGCACAAUGCGGCGGAGGCAGCCGCCGGGACCUUCGCGGGCUGGCUGUCCGGCCGCUAUAGGCACGUGCCUGGGGCCGAUGCCUUCGAGCACGUGCUGAUGAGCGCCCUGAAGAGUUACUCUGUGAUCUGGGACUUGGUGCACGAUGCCCCGCCGCGGCUGCUGGAUCAGCUCGUUCGGGCUUGGGAGCCUCGCUGGCUGCUGCCUGGCGAGACCAUCGUGGCGGACGAGGAGCCGGAUGCUGACUUCGUCUUCGUUCUCGUGCAUGGCUCCUGCGUGGUCCUGUUGGAGGACCGCGAGAUCGAAAACGUUGGACAAGGCUCUGUGCAGGGAGCUGCUCAGCUCUUGGCCUUGAACGGUUGGACACGAACUGUGCAGGUGUCUCCGACCUGCAAUGGGGAGGCCAUGAUCCAGGUCCUGAGAAGAACGAAGCUCAUGGACAUGCUGGACGGUCAUCCAUUGCCCAAAACACGACUGCGGGCGUUGGAGCAAUCUCUCGAGGAAGGCAAAGAGGCCGACUGGCGGAUCUUGAAGAACAUCCCGGCCUUCUGUAGCUGUGCCUACCAGCCCUUCCUGGCAAGACUCCACAAGGAUGCAGACAUUCGGCUCUUCUGCGUGGGUGACAUGGUGGCCUUCGCGGGUGACGACUCGGCAGCAAUGAUGGUCGUGCUGGCCGGCACUGUGCGGUGUGAGCAGCCGCAAACCCUGUUCUUCGUCGAGCUUCGUCGUGGGGAGUGGUGCUACCAAGAUAACAUCCUUGGCAACACGCCCAUCUUCGGCCACGACGCCGUGGCCGUGACAAACGUCCUGGUGCUCGUCCUCUACCGGCAUGCCAUGCAGAAUGCAAUGGUGGCCUAUCCGGAAACACGGAAGGUGGUCAUCGCGAACGAGACGUGGAGGAAGCAAACCGACUGCCCGGAGCCAUCAGCCCUGCCCGUCUUUGCCAAGCUCCCUGCAUCGCUGCUGGCAGACAUCGUUGAGGAGGCGAAGCCGGUCUACUACCGGCCCUGCUCCUUGCUCUACUCACCCGGCGAGUCCAUAGAGGAGGAAGCCAUGCUCUUCGUGGUGCGUGGUGAGUUGCAAGUGACCAUCAUGGGCAUCGAAGUUCGAAGGAUCGCAGCAGGGGGCUACGUGGGGCUUCACCACUUCAUGGGCCUGGACUGUUCCGCACCGAAUGUCACCAUCCGCUCCACGCUGGCUUGCGAUUGUCUGCUUCUGCAGCAGUCGACCAUCCAAAAGGCGCUGGAUGACGAACUAAUGGAGGAUGACAUGCUUCCGUACACAGCGGCGGUGCGGGUGCUCUCGGGUGGCGAGAUCCUGGAUGCCUUCGGCUUCCCGGUGGGCGACGGGAGUGCCAAGAAUGUGCCGGACUGCGUGGAGAAGAGCGAGGUCUUCCGCGCCUGCUCGCGCAGCUUCGUCUCGCAGGUAGCAGAGAUCGUAGAGGACCUUGCGUUCUGGCCCGGCGAGACGCUUUACUUGCAGUACGACGAGGGGAACUUCAUGUACUUCAUCCGCUCGGGACGGGUUCGUUUGGAGGUCCUUGGGCGAAAGGAGCACGAAGUCGUCGAGGCUGGGACCACCCUGGGUGACAUGGCCGUGUUGGACCAGGUGCCGCACUACGUGGAGUCGGCCUAUGCGGAGACUCAUGUUUGGGUCAGAGCGCUGAACAAGAAGCUUUUGCGGCGGUCUCUGAGCUCCUUCCCGGAAGAGGAACGCUGUAUGCUCGGCCAGGUCCAUGCGGCCAAUCCGGGCAUUUUCGGAUAA